AUGAGCUACAGCAUGGAAUAUCUCACGAGCUCUCCACAUAGGAGGGCACAAGGUGACUUCCUUCGAUUUCAGCCUAAAACCCUUGGAUUGUCCUCCGCGUCAUUCAAACAGAGCAGUCUGGUGCUUAAAAAAGAAUACAGUUCUCCUGUUCUCAGAUCCACUGAUAGCACAGACCUUGUAAACCAGUUUAAAUUGCCGAAUAUAAACGAGAAGCAGCUUCUCCAGGGGCUUAACGACCGCUUUGCGGGCUUUAUCGAAAAGGUUCAUCAGCUUGAAAGCCAGAACAACAUUUUGGAAAAUGAGAUUCAGGAACUGAGGAAAAAGCAAGUUUCCCUGUCCUCGCUGUCUGAAGUUUACGAUCCUGAAAUCAAAGCUCUAAGAAAGCUUGUCGGUGAAAUCACCUUUCAAAAGGCUCAGAUUGAGCUCGAGCAUCAUCAUUUGGAGGAAGAUAUUCACCUUUUGAGGGGGAGAUGUGAAGAGGAAGCUCGCAGUAGAUCAGACACUGAGGCCAGCAUUAUGACACUGAAGAAAGAUAUUAAUGAUGCACACCUCUCCAAACUGGAACUGGACAAAAAAGCUCACUCUCUGAUGGAAGAAAUACUUUUCGUAAAGAAAAACCACCAAGAAGAGGUAUCGGAAAUAAUGGCCCAAAUCCAUGAUGUGCAACUUACUGUCGAUAUGAAAGAUUUUAGAAAGCCAGACAUCACUGCGGCUUUGAGGGAAAUCAGAAGCCAGCUUGAAGGUCACAUCAAUACCAACAUGCAACAAGCAGAGGAAUGUUUCAGGGCCAGGGUAGCUAAACUGACAAAAGCUGCUGAAGUGAAUAAUGAAGCUCUCCAAGUCAGAAGAGAACACAUCCACGAGCACAGACGCCAGCUGCAGUCAAAAAGCAUAGAACUGGAAACAGUUAAAGGCACCAGGGAAUCUUUAGAGAAGCAACUCGGUGCGCUUGAAGAGAGGCACGAUGCGGAAAUCAGUCAUUACCAGGAUGCUAUCCAACAACUGGAGCAUGAGCUUAAACACACACAGUAUGAUAUGUCAGCUCACCUGAGAGAGUACCAGGAUCUUCUGAAUGUCAAAAUGGCCCUAGAUGUGGAGAUUGCUUCCUACAGGAAACUUUUGGAAGGUGAGGAAGCAAGAUUUUCUUCAGUUACUGCAGGUCAUGUUCCAGCCUCAUACGAGUACAAACAAUCCUCUGUCUACACUGUGCCAAGUUUCACAAGGCAGAAAACUACCACUAAGAAGGUGGAACCACAGUACAAGUUUGUUGAGGAGAUCAUCACAGAAACAACCAAAGAAGUGGAAAUGACAGAGAUUGAUGACACUGAUACCGAGGAAAUAAUGAGUGAAGAAGAAAGGAUUGAAAAGGAGAGUCCAGGGGAUGAGGUGGAAACAACAACUGACAUUGGAGAGGCUCAAGAGGAUGGAGAGGAAUUGGAAACUGUAGAAGCAAAGAAACACAAGGAAGAUGAACAAGGAGACAUCUCAGCUGAACCUAUGGAUGAGGAGGAAACUGCAGUUAGAAAAGGUGAUGAAAAAGCAGCUGAAGCUGAAGUUGCAUCGGAAGCUGUAGAAGAGACAGAAACCUCCCAAGAUGAUGUGGUUGAUGCAGAAGACACCAAGGAUGAGAAAGAAGCAAAAGAAGAGAGCCCUGAUCAAGUAGAAACCUUUGAGGAUGUGAAUACAACUAUUGUGGAAGAAAUCACAAAGGAACCUACAGAUGUAGCAGAAACAGAAACAGAUACUAAAGUAGAGGCACCAGAAGAUGAGCCUUUAGGAGAUCCAAAAUCACUGCCCAGUGAAAUGACACCAGAAACAAAUGAAUGUGAAGAGUCAAAAAAGGUACUGACUUCAGAUAACAAAACUGAAGAGGUAAAACAAGUAGACAAAACAGAAGACACAAAAGGGGAGAGCUGUGUAACAAAGAAAGAGGAAGAUACAUCUGAAGAGAAAAGUGUCACAGUAGAGGAUGAGGUUAUUAAGCCAGAAAAGAAAAGCCCUCUUGUGGAAAAGACAGCAGAAAAAGCAAUCCAUGAACACACUGAGGAACAAGAUACAGUGGAACCAAAGGAAAUGACCAGUGCAUUGGAAUCAACAGAAGAACCUGACAAAACAGAAGAUAAAAUAACCACCAGCGUCAAAGUGGAAUCCAAGGAUAUUCUGAAAAAGGAGGUGGUGAGCCAAUCAAAAUUAGAAGAAGAGGGUGCUUCAGAACCUGAGAAGACUGAAGAGAAAGCAACCCCAGAUAUUGAAGCAGCACAGGAAGACAUUCCAAAAGAGGAGACUGUAAGUGAAUUAAAAUCAAUAGAAGAAGAAACUUCAAAAUCUGAAAAGACUGUAGAAGAGGUUACCAUGGAUUUCAAAGUGGAAAACAAGGACCUUAUAAAAGAGGAGAUGGUCACCCAGACAAAAUCUGAAGAAAAGGAUGCUUCAAAACCACACACACCUGAAGAGAAAACAAAGGCAUUUAUUAAGGUGGAACCAGAGGAUCUUCAGAAUGAGGAGUCAAUGAGCCAACAGAAAUCAAAAGAUGUUGCUUCGAAGCCUGGCACACCCGAAGAGAAAACAACCCCAGAUAUCAAAGCAGACGAAGAUGCAAAACAGGAAACUUUGAGUGAAUUAAAUCUGGCAGAAAAGGACAUUUUGAAACCUGAAAAGACUGAAAUUAAAGAAUUCACAGAUGACAAGGUGGAUGUUAAAGACCUCCCAAAAGAGGAUACAGUAAGCCAAUUGAUACUAGAGGAUGUUUUGAAGUCUGUCAAACCUGAAGAGAAAGCAACCACAGAAAUUAAAGUAGAAACCAAGGAAAUUCAAAAGGAGGAGAUGGUUAGUGAAGUGAAAUCAGUAGAUGUUGCUCUGAAGUCUGACAAACCCAAAGAGAAAGCCAUCCCAGAAGAUGAAGAGUUAAAAGCAGACAAAAUUCUAGAGGAAGGGGAGAAAUCUGAUUCAGAGGAAGACCAAAAGCCUGAAUUAACACUUUCUCCAAAAGAGGAAGAGAAAGGGGACAGCAUUACAGCACUAAGUGAAGGAAAAGAUGAAAAACUUUCCAAGAAAGACUACAAAUCUACAGAGGACACAGGGGAGGCGAGAUCAUUCAAAUCUGAUCUAAAGGAGAGGACAGAAACUCACACUAGCUUGGACACAAAACCACAAGAGAUAUCUCCAGGAAAGGAGAACCCAACUGACAGCUCAGAGAUGGAAAAGACAGAGGACUUAAAGAAGACAGAUUCGAUUCAACAAAAAAAGAAAAUACAAGAAUGUCCAGAGAGCCCAGAUACUGAAGCAGAUGAAAAGAUCAAUGAUUCCAAAGAAGACAAAACAGCGGAGGAGGAAGUGCCAUCUUCAAAGGAAACUCCUGUAAAAGAAGACAAACUGCUGAUAGGUGACAUGGAUGAAAAGAUAGAGCCAGAAGAAAAGGUGACAGAAGAAAAAGUCACAUCCACAACACAAGAGAAUGGUCUUGAUGAAAGUGAAGACUUGAGCAAGGAGGAGACAACAUAUACAGUGGAGACAAAAGUGCCUGCAAAGGAGAGUCAGGUAGAAAAGUGAAAAGCAACACAAGAAGAGCACAAAACCUCUAAGAAAGAUACAAUGGAAGAUAUUGACAGCAGAAAGUAAUAUAUAAAAAUUUUUUAAGACAGAACUUACAAAAUGCAUGUGGCAAAGCUAUUCUUUCAGGGUCUAGGCAACGUAGCAAAAUAAAUGUAUUUAGGUGUUAUAAAAGACAUUUCAAAAAUAAAAUUUUUAAUGCAUGAAAAUGUGUAAUGUACUGAACAGAUAGUCCGGUUUGCUAAAUUCUAAUAUACAGUGCUAUGUAGUUAAAUCUGAACUUUAAAUGAGUUUUAAAUCUGUAUUGACUGUCUGAAAAAUUUGUGUGUAGCAAUGCCCAUGAAUGAUAUCUACAAAAAUGCUUUCUGAAUAUAAGAAUAAAUUACAUUUGC
Messenger RNA from Polyodon spathula (Mississippi paddlefish), 3941 nucleotides. RefSeq names its product neurofilament medium polypeptide-like. Gene Ontology annotation, molecular function: structural constituent of cytoskeleton. The transcript has 3 exons. The record is from RefSeq and is a predicted model, not a curated record. The coding region runs from base 1 to 3549 and encodes 1182 amino acids. Lineage: Eukaryota; Metazoa; Chordata; Actinopteri; Acipenseriformes; Polyodontidae. Gene Ontology annotation, biological process: neurofilament bundle assembly. Gene Ontology annotation, cellular component: cytoplasm; axon; intermediate filament.